Messenger RNA from Prorocentrum cordatum, 1737 nucleotides. The record is from the annotation of a GenBank genome assembly. NCBI's taxonomy places the organism in Eukaryota, Dinophyceae, Prorocentrales, Prorocentraceae.
CACCACCACACCCUUCGGGGUAACGACAAGAAGGAGAUGAAGGCCCAUAUCCGAUUCGGCAACGUUACCGAGUGGGGACCACAGGCCGCCAACUUCUGCCGCGCCAUCGGGUGCACGUACCACCUCAUCGCCCUGGCCGAGACCCGCGUGGGCGCGAAUGGCAUCCUUGGCCAAAUCGGGAAGCUCGCCGUGGACGGCUGGAAGCUGGCCGCUGCGCCAGCGCUGCCGACCUACAAAUCCGACAAGGGAGCCCACGGUGGCGAGUGGGUUCUCACACGGCGCGACAUUGCAGCCACAACUUUUGAGGGGUGCAGGGAGCAUUACCUCAAGCGGCACAACAGGCAACCGUUCGUGGGCUUCUCGCCGACGAUCUACCGCGCCAAGAGCGGCGACGUCGUGGUCGUUGCGGCCUGCCUCCGGCCUGGGCUCCGCGAUCAAGGCGCGAACAGGGGCAUCUUGGCCUCCAUCUCCACAUUCGUGGACAUGCUGACCGCCCCGUGGGUCAUUCUCGCGGACUGGAAUAAAGAACCGCGCUGGCGGGGCGACGAGACGUGGCUCGCCGAAUGGCAGGGCGCCGUCCUCAACGACCCAGAGUGCAAGGCCACGUGCGACAAGGGCAAGGGCUCCGCGUGCGACUGCGUGAUCGCGCGCGCGGACUUCGUCGCGCGCCUGGACGUCGAGGUGGUGUGCGACGUGCCCUGGAAGAACCGCUGCGGCGUCAAGGUCGCGGCGGGCCGCGCUGGGCCGUGGGCGCGCAAAUCUAUCGCGGUUCCCAAAGCCCUCCCCGCCCGAGCCAGACCUGGAAAGGUUGCGGACCCUGGCAGUGCAAGGUCCAAGGCUCGAUCGGAGGCGUUGAGAACCAGGGGGGAACGGGUGCCUGAGCACAAGCGCAACGAGUUCGACACCUUCCACUCCGAGAGUGUGGGCGCGGCCAAGGAACGCCCCGCGCCGUCCAUCAUCCCGCAGGCUGGCCGGGACAAGACCGCCGGCGAGGUGCGGAACUACCCGAGGUGCCGAGGCACGGCUGGGGGCUACAGAACCACCGGGCGGGUUAUGAAGGCAUCGCCCGGGAGAACGCGCCUCGGGGGCCCCGAGGCCACGUGGUGGCGAAGCCUCAGCGCGCUCAUCUUGCGGUGCGCAGCAUUGGUCAAGAAUGCGAAAGACCCCGAGGCGCGCCAGCAGAUCCACAGGGCCCCCCCCGGCAAGCUCGAGGACCUGGGCGACCCACAGGCCCAGGAUAACCAUUUCGGCGCCAAGACGGUCCCGGAAGAGACCGACGAGUGGAAGGCCCAGAUCAGCACCCUCGAGUUCUGCGAGGGUGGCGACCUCCAAUACCUCUGCGCCACUACCGCAGCGCGGGCGCUCGCGGCCAUGGCCAGGGCAGCGGGCAGAGCUCGGAAGAGGCACCCCGAGUGGGCGAAGCUUGCCUGGGAGGACUCCCCCGGUAAGCUCCACCAGGCCGUCGCGGACCUUGAGACGCAGCGCUUGGCUGCGGGCGCGCGGCGCGGCAUCUGGAAGUCGGAUCGCUACGGCGAGGAUCAGAUCAUCGACGCGUGCGAGAGGGCCAUCGAGCUCGCGAAGGAGGACCCCCUCCCCAUCAUCGAGCCCCAGCACAUCCAGGCUGUCGUCGGCGUCGCCAACCCCAACAAGCCGAGAGGGGUCGACAACGUCGGCCCCAUCGACAUCCAGAGAUUCCCCCAACAGGGCAUCCAGGAGCUCUCCAACAUGUGCACUAAG